Molecule: messenger RNA, 1965 nt
Organism: Rotaria sordida
Lineage: Eukaryota; Metazoa; Rotifera; Eurotatoria; Philodinida; Philodinidae
Source: the annotation of a GenBank genome assembly
AUGGGUACAAUAUUUCGUAUUGAUAGUAUCGAAUUAUUAACUGAUGAAAUAUGGUUUGUAAAACUAAUAUUGAAUGAAGAAGAAGAUAAAAAUUCAAGUGAUUUGAUUAAUCAUUUUAAAAAGGAAAUUAACCAAACUGAACAUCAUUUAAUGACAUUGGGAAAAUUUUUAUAUUUAAUGGGUGAUUUAGAUAAAGCAGAAAAAUAUUAUCGCCUUUUUCUUGAUCAAAUAUUGUCAUCAAAAUUACUGUUCGAUAAUACUUAUCAUCAUAAUGAAAUGAUUGCAAUGCUUUUUAAUGAUCUUGCUUUAGUAUAUAAUGCCAGAGGAAAUUUUGAAUUAGCCUUAAAAAAUUAUCAGCAUGCUUUUGAUAUUUAUUUAUCAUUGGAACCAAUGAAUCCAAUUUCAAAUACAGCAAUCUAUAGUAAUAUUGGAAAUGUUCUUAUCGAAUUGGGUGACUAUCAGAAAGCUUUUAAGAUGUAUAAUACAGCACUUGAACUACGAUUGCUCUAUUCUUCGAUUAUUCAAGAUGAGCCUGGUCUCGCACAAAUCUAUAAUAAUAUAGCUGUUUGUUAUAAUCAAAAUGGUCAGUAUAAUCGUUCAACUGAAAACUUUGAAAAGUCAAUUAAUAUUAAACUAAAAUAUUUGCCUUCAAAUCAUCCAUCACUUGGAAUAACCUACAGUAAUCUGAGUGACCUAUAUAGAGCAAAUGGUGAUUAUGAAAUGGCAUUGAAAUAUUGUCAGCAAGCACUUGAUAUUCAUCUGUUGGUAUUACCAAAAGAUCAUAUAGAUCUUGCAACAACAUAUAAUGCUAUGGCUAACAUAUAUAUUGAUAGUGGAAAUUCAAUAAAAGCUAAAGAAAAUUAUGAGAAAGCACUUGAAAUUAUAUUAAAUCAAAUGUUGCCACCGCAUCAACUCUUAAAUACUAUUUAUAAUAAUAUUGCCAAUAUUUAUAUGAAUGAAUGUCACUAUGAACUUGCAAUCAAAUACUAUAAACUUGCACUUGAUAAAAUUGACUCUUCAAACUUAACAAAUCAUGCUGUUAUUUACAAUAAUCUCGGAGAAAUUUAUCGUAAAAUUGGUAAUUAUACGGAAGCAUUAAUUAAUCAUAAAAAAGCGCUUGAUAUUCGAAUGACAUUGUAUCCUUCGCUUGAUCAUAUUGAUCUUGCACAAUCAUAUCAUAACGUUGGAACAGUAUUUUGUGACAAUGGACAAUACGACACAGCUUUAGAUUGCUUUAAGUCGGCACUUGACAUCAAAGAAAAAAUAUUGAAUCCUAACCACUCAUCAAUUGCUAAAACAUACAUAAAUAUGGCUGAAAUAUAUCGAAAACAGUGGAAUUAUAUUGAAUCAUUGAAAUAUAAUGAGAAGGCGUUGCAAAUGGAAAAACAGCAAUCACCUCUUAAUAAUUCGGACUUGGCAACUAUUUAUAACAAUAUUGGUUUAACAUAUUUGGACGAAAAUAAUUUUAUAUUAGCGAUGGAAAAUUUUCAACAGUCACUUGAUCUAAAAUUGAAAUCAUCCGAUUCAAAUGAUUUAUCACUUUCAAUGACAUAUAUAAAUAUAGCAACAGUUUAUAGUGAAAAAAGUGAUUAUACAAGUGCAUUAGCUUAUUUACAACGAGCUUUAAACAUUAAAUUGCAACAUCUUCCACCUAAUCAUUUGAAAUUUGGUUUUUUAUAUAAUAAUAUUGGAGCAAUAUAUUUGAAAGCUCAAAAUUUUAUUGAUGCAUGUGAAAGUUUUAAGCACGCGUUAGGCAUUUAUUUACAAAAUCCAUUAUCAAAUACGUCUGAAAUUGCAACGAUAUUCAGUAACAUUGGAGCAUUGUAUCAAUUAAAUGGUGAAUAUAAAUUGGCCAAAGAAAACUAUGAAAACUCAUUAUUAUAUGACUUAAAAUCGUUACCAGAAGAUCAUCCAAGUAUUAUACAAACCAAACAGCAAAUAUCAUUGAUCGAUACACUUCUUUGA